Molecule: messenger RNA, 1077 nt
Organism: Tupaia belangeri chinensis (Chinese tree shrew)
Lineage: Eukaryota; Metazoa; Chordata; Mammalia; Scandentia; Tupaiidae
Product: glutathione S-transferase theta-1
Exons: 5
Coding region: 133-855 (240 amino acids)
Biological process (GO): glutathione metabolic process
Cellular component (GO): cytoplasm
Molecular function (GO): glutathione transferase activity
Source: RefSeq, a predicted model, not a curated record
AUGGGCGGAGAGGGCGUGGCUGGGCUUCGGCCACCCGGGGCGCGAAUCGCGCAGCAAUUACAGCUCUUCUGCGUGUCCUGUCUCCUGAUCCGCACCCCAGCCACCCCGUAGGUUUGCCCGCUACCCCCCGCCAUGGGCUUGGAGCUCUACCUGGACCUGCUGUCCCAGCCCUGCCGCGCCGUCUACAUCUUCGCCAAGAAGAACGGCAUCCCCUUCGAGCUGCGCACCGUGGACCUUAUGAAAGGCCAGCACCUCAGCGAUGCUUUUGCCCAGGUGAACCCCCUGAGGAAGGUGCCAGCCUUGAAGGAUGGAGACUUCACCUUAGCGGAGAGUGUGGCCAUCCUGUUGUAUCUGAGCCGCAAGUACAAGGCCCCUGACCACUGGUACCCCCAGGACCUGCAGGCCCGCGCCCGGGUGGACGAGUACCUGUCCUGGCAGCACACGGCCCUGCGAGUGAGCUGCACCCGGGCCCUGUGGCAGAAGAUGAUGUUGCCGGGGUUCCUGGGCGAGGUGGUGCCCCCCGAGACAUUGGCGGCCACGUUGGCUCAGUUGGACAGGUGCCUGCAGCUCCUGGAGGACAAGUUCUUACGUGACCAGGCCUUCCUCACGGGGCCCCACAUCUCCAUGGCGGACUUGGUGGCCAUCACAGAACUGAUGCAUCCUGUCAGUGCCGGCUGCCGAGUCUUCGAGGGCCGACCCAAACUGGCUGCAUGGCGGCAGCGUGUGGAGGCUGCAGUCGGGGAAGACCUCUUCCAGGAAGCCCACGCCCUUGUUCUGAAGGCCAAGGACAUGCCUCCAGCAGACCCUGCUGUGAAAGAGAAGCUGAGGCCCUUAGUGCGGGUGUUCUUGCAGUGAAUGGGUGACUGGGGCCUGCAGAGCCACCAACAGAGACACUGACUUGUCAGAAUAAAGACCUGGGGCCACCUGUCUCCUGGGCUGUCCGACCGUCUCUGGAACCCAGUGACCCCUGAGUGUUAGGCUGACAUCCUUCUGUCUUGUCACCCCACUUAUACCCUUCCGCUCCAGCUUCCAUGGGACCUCCUGUAAGAGCUCUAGUAAACUUGACUUGAUUCUGUC